Diaporthe batatas is the source of this 2865-nucleotide messenger RNA. RefSeq lists its product as uncharacterized. The transcript has 6 exons. The coding region runs from base 1307 to 2647 and encodes 446 amino acids. Gene Ontology annotation, molecular function: hydrolase activity, hydrolyzing O-glycosyl compounds. NCBI's taxonomy places the organism in Eukaryota, Fungi, Ascomycota, Sordariomycetes, Diaporthales, Diaporthaceae. Gene Ontology annotation, biological process: carbohydrate metabolic process. The record is from RefSeq and is a predicted model, not a curated record.
GUUAGUAGGGUGACACUGCAUGUAUUCACGCUAACAAAGUGCAAGGGAAAAUCCUGUACACACAACAUGGGUCGACUCGCGUCUUACUGUCGGAAAUCCCAAUUCUCCGUCUACCCACCGCCACGCCACAUGCCCACGCUUGCCCUGAACGGCGAGGCGUGCUGGGCGACGUUGUCGUCUGACGGCUGUAGCGAGGCGGUCAUUGGUGCUGUCACCGUUCAUCCUGAAAAGGUCCCAUCGGCGUCGCUUGGUAUAAGCAGGCUCGCCAUAUGCGGCGGAGUGGAGGUCACAGUGACAUGCAUGCGGCUACGUGGGCGAGUGGCUCCAUAUAUCCGGAAACCCGGUGAAGUCGAGCCGGAAAGAGUGGGCAACGGCUACUCAGUCUGAUGCCUAUCGACGAUGUCGCUGCAGAGUGGCCUUUGAGACGAACGAUAGUGCCGUGCAGUCGUUCGGGACUAGCUCCCGCCACAAAGAGUCGACUACCUAGGUACCUACUGGUAGGUAUGAGGGAGAGAGUGGAAUAACUGCCCCCAAGCGAAGCUCAGCUCCUGGUUCGGAUAUGGUGUUGAGAACCCUGCGAGCAGAUUUACGCUGCAGUCAGCUGCCCCUGGCCACGCAAACCUUGACGCAGGUCUCGUCAUGGUCCAAUAACGUUUCGGCUGCUCAUAUUGCUUGCCGCACACACAUCGUCUUCUCUGGUCCUUCAUAUUAUUUUCACCGAGAUCUUACUUUGGAUGCAACUGUGGAUCUAAGGCUAUUCCCGAAUCUGCAUCCUGAGGUCGCCGCUUCCGUUCCGGCCAUGCACGGGGGCACAUGCGGCCCUCUGUCUGGGCUUUGGCUCUUUGGCCAUCCUCGUUGUCAUGCGCGCGUCAGGAGACGCACCGACCUUGUUGCAGCGCCUAUGGGCCUUGGCCCUGCCAGCUGGGAGGCGUAUCCAUCUCCCACCACCCUGUCUAGCCCUCCGGUAAAUAUGCUCCUGGGGCGGGAUCGUCCACGUCCCACCCGCGUGUCGACAGCAGAGUGCCCUCGAGGUCGGAAGCCGGGCCAUCGUUCCUUCUUGGAGCGUGUUAAACAAAUGAACCCUCCACACAUCACGUCUCCGACCUCGCCGAAUUUCCUCUUUGGGAGCUCUCCCUGGCUCGACGAGUGCCCAUCUCACCCGCCCAGCCGGAGACAUGAAGCUUGUAUCUGGCAGUAUAUAAACCCAAGAGCUGGGCUAUUUCUUGGUGAGCUUGUUCGGUCCAUCGAUCAGCACAAACAACCCCCAGACAAGCAUCGGAUCAGCAGAAUCCCCUAGCAUACCAAGAUGAUCAGCAAAAUCGCCGUCGCGAGCAGCCUGCUCGCUGCCGUCAACGCCCAGGGCGUCGGCACGCAGAAGGCCGAGACUCACCCCGCCAUGACCUGGCAGUCAUGCACAUCUCCCUCGAGCUGCACGACCAACAACGGAGAGGUUGUCAUUGAUUCCAACUGGCGAUGGGUCCACGACAAGAACGGCUACACCAACUGCUACACCGGCAACACAUGGAACACGACCAUCUGCCCCGACAACAAGAGCUGCGCCGCCAACUGCGUCCUCGACGGAGCUGACUAUGCCGCCACCUACGGCGCCACCACCAGCGGCAACGCGCUGUCGCUCAAGUUCGUCACCCAGAGCCAGACCAAGAACAUUGGCAGCCGGCUGUAUCUCAUGGAGUCUGCCACCAAGUACAAGAUGUUCAACCUCCUGAACAACGAGUUCUCGUUCGACGUCGACCUGAGCAAGCUCCCUUGCGGCCUGAACGGCGCCCUCUACUUCGUCUCCAUGGACGCCGAUGGUGGCAUGUCCAAGUACCCGACCAACACGGCCGGCGCCAAGUACGGCACCGGAUACUGCGACUCGCAGUGCCCCCGUGACCUCAAGUUCAUCAACGGACAGGCCAACGCCGUAGGCUGGAAGCCAUCCUCCAACGACGCCAACGCGGGCGUCGGCGGCUCGGGCUCGUGCUGCGCCGAGAUGGACGUGUGGGAGGCCAACUCGAUCAGCACGGCCUUCACGCCGCACCCGUGCACCAACAACGCGCAACACUCGUGCUCGGGCGACGCGUGCGGGGGCACGUACUCGUCGACGCGGUACGCGGGCGACUGCGACCCCGACGGGUGCGACUGGAACGCCUACCGCAUGGGCAACAAGAACUUUUACGGGCCCGGCAAGACGGUCGACACGACCAAGAAGUUCACGGUGGUGACGCAGUUCUCGAGCUCCGAGAUCAAGCAGUACUACAUCCAGAACGGGGUCAAGAUCCAGCAGCCCAAGUCGACCGUCGCGGGGCUGACGGGCUACAACUCGAUCACGGCGGCCAUGUGCACGGCGCAGAAGACUGCUUUUGGCGACCAGGAUGUUUUUAGCCAGAAGGGUGGGCUUUCGGGGAUGAACUCUGCGCUUAGCAAGGGGAUGGUUCUUGUUAUGUCGCUGUGGGAUGAUCACUACGCCAACAUGCUCUGGCUCGACUCGUCGUACCCGGUCAGCGCUGAUGCCAGCAAGCCCGGUGUCGCCCGUGGCACGUGUGCCACCAGCAGCGGUGUCCCCUCGGACGUCGAGUCGCAGAACGCCGACUCCACCGUCAUCUACAGCAACAUCAAGUUCGGACCCAUCGGGAGCACCUACUAGACUGUUGUUGACUGUCACUGAUGCAAGACUGUUCUUGUUGGGUUUAAAGAAAGAAAGAAAAAGGAUGGGAUUGAGGGGGGACCUAUGUGCUGCUGCUACCUUGUCCGGCCCUGCCCCGCCCUGCCCUGCCCCACCGCAUGCUGGUCGGACUUGUUCGCAAAAAGGCCCGGGGGAAAACGCACUGCUCGGUCGUUUGGAGACGAGACCUUUUGAUUCUG